AUGUCUUCUCCACGCCCUGCCUCCCCGGUGAACAACGCGGCCAACUCCGGCUCGACCACCGCACGUCCAUCAUCCCCGAAAGCACCCGGCGGUCCAGCGACCGCGAUCAGGAGAAAGGCGGCCGCAGACCGCGCGGACAAAGUCGCCAAUGCGCGACCAUCGAGCACGAGGGCGGCAGGAGCUGGUGGUAGCAGCAGCACAAUGUUGAGACUCUACACGGACGAGUCUCCGGGCUUGAAGGUUGAUCCCUUUGUGGUUAUGGUGUUGUCGAUUGGCUUCAUUAUCAGUGUCGUCGCUCUCCACAUCAUUGCGAAGUUCACGAAGAGAUUCUCUUCUUAG
Messenger RNA from Zymoseptoria tritici IPO323, 339 nucleotides. RefSeq lists its product as uncharacterized. The record is from RefSeq and is a predicted model, not a curated record. Lineage: Eukaryota; Fungi; Ascomycota; Dothideomycetes; Mycosphaerellales; Mycosphaerellaceae. Bases 1 to 339 code for a protein of 112 amino acids. Gene Ontology annotation, cellular component: Sec61 translocon complex. Gene Ontology annotation, biological process: intracellular protein transport. The transcript is spliced from 4 exons.